Messenger RNA from Aspergillus glaucus CBS 516.65, 732 nucleotides. RefSeq lists its product as uncharacterized. The transcript has 3 exons. The coding region runs from base 117 to 647 and encodes 176 amino acids. The record is from RefSeq and is a predicted model, not a curated record. Lineage: Eukaryota; Fungi; Ascomycota; Eurotiomycetes; Eurotiales; Aspergillaceae.
ACACCCACGGACCAUCCAGAACACCCUAGCUGGCUCAUUCAAAGUGCCUGCCCUGCAGCUGGCACCUCUAACGGAUCCCAAACGGCCAGCCUGGAUGUGUAGCUUUGCAAUCUGUCAUGCGGCUGUCUUCCAUCGAACGAAACAGCGGAGUGCGCUUGAUUGUGCUAUCAAAAUCGCAUACGAGUCGCUACACGGCAUGUCUCCGAGUGAUUAUAUGCUCCCGCGGGUCUUGGACAAUUUGGCAACCUGGAGAGGAAUGGCCUAGAAUAUGCUGGGAGACCGUCAUAGACCGUGCCAUGUCCCCAUACACAUUAUCUGUAAGAGCGCUUAUUCGCAGCCGUCAAUCAAGCUCCGACGGAACAACCGACGUUCCCAGCCAAUCCGCAUUUGAUAGGGCUCUGGUAAUCUCUAUGCCUGAAACCCCAAAUCAGACCCCUCUUCCCUUCGCUGCUGAGGAAGCUGCGGUGGUAAAGUCACUGUGCGACCUAAUGAAUCUCACUAUGCGCAGCAUUUCUUUCACACUUAGAUUAAAGCGAAUCCCCAUUCUACGAGCCGGAUUCUGGAGGUAUACCAUGCAUGGCGAGAGUACGACGGCACGGUUUACAUUGUUAUGGAAUGUAUACACAUCGAUGAGAAGACAACCGUGACAGACGAACAGAGAGCUCAAGCCAUCACGGAGAUAUUCAGAAUCCCGCCGCCUCCUGGUGUUUUCGGGAGUUUUAAUAAUGACUG